AUGCCUAUUUCUUCACCACAGCAAAUACAAUUUAAUAAAAAGAUAUCAUCGUCAAGCUAUUUAAAUGAAUUAGAAUUGUAUUAUAGUAAAAUAGUCAACAAUGUCAUUGACUCAACUUUAAACGAUAUAUUUGAAUCAGCUCCAGAAACGUAUUUAACAAUUCAUGAAUUACAGUUUAUUGGAAAAGAUCAAUGUCAAACCUCACUACAAGGUUUUAUGCAAACCCUUCAAUAUUAUCUCAAUAAUAAUAAGGUGAAGAAUGAUUUAUUACCUUCAAUUCGACCUUUACUACUUGACCAUGAUGAUAAAGAAAGCCUACAAGAAUUCAAUGUGUAUUUAAGUAAACAACUCAGCUCAAUACUUGAUCCAGAAAACUUAUCUCGUCAAAUUAUUCAAAGCUUUUAUCAAUACUCAAAAAAUGAGGAUAAUAAAUGGAUUCUUUUAUCUAAAAUUUGGAAAUUAAUAACAGAUAAGAAAUCGAUAAAAUCAAUCCAUCAUGAAAGAAAUGAAUCAUUAGCGCUGAAAGCUUGGUUAAACUCAUGGUUAAUGAAUAUUCAAUUCAUCUUGAACAAUGAAUUUGAUUCUCAAAUUAACUCUUUAUUAUUAUAA
Molecule: messenger RNA, 609 nt
Organism: Cokeromyces recurvatus
Lineage: Eukaryota; Fungi; Mucoromycota; Mucoromycetes; Mucorales; Mucoraceae
Exons: 2
Coding region: 1-609 (202 amino acids)
Source: RefSeq, a predicted model, not a curated record